Molecule: messenger RNA, 715 nt
Organism: Cydia amplana
Lineage: Eukaryota; Metazoa; Arthropoda; Insecta; Lepidoptera; Tortricidae
Exons: 7
Coding region: 23-715 (230 amino acids)
Source: RefSeq, a predicted model, not a curated record
ACACAAAAAAUAAAGAAUCACCAUGAAGAUCAUCGUAAUUGCUCUCGCGUGCCUGCUGGCGACCAUCAAUGCCCUCCCCAACCAACAGGGCAAGGAACUCGAAUCGGCCAUCAGGUCUGGAGACACGAGGCUGGUGACUGGUAACAUUGUUGAAGCCAUCGAAAACGUGGCACAGUCCAUCCGCGAUGCCGGCAUGGACCCUCUCGCCAUUAAUCAAGAAAUCGACUUUGCCUUGCCGGUACCUUCCAUCUUGAACGCAAAGAGUGCACUCAGGGGUUUCCUCUUCAGUGGUCUGAGCAACAUCGUCGUCAACAGAAUGAACUACGCUCUGUUGACCUCUAGGCUGACCUUCAACAUUGAACUUCCGGAAAUCUCUACAAGCGCCGAUCUUGCUGAGUGGAAUGUGAACUUCUUUGACAGGAACUUCAACGGUCUCGUCAGCGGACGUGUUGCUAUUCACAAUGUUGUCAUCACCGGUGACAUUCGCGUCAGCAUAGGCAUCAUUUCUGGCAUCGGCAUCAGGAGUUUGGAUAUGGAAUUCAGCGUGGGAAGAAUUGACUCUCAACUGAACGUGUUGCUGCAAGGAAUAAAUCUUUCUCGCAAUAUCAACACCUACUUGAGCGAUACUAUUCCUAGAAUUCUCAGUGAUUAUGAGCAUGACAUCAACCAACUGAUAUCUAUCGUCGCCUUGCAAGUCGUCGAACAACAUUUGUAA